AUGCUGGACCGCCUCUUCGGAUCCCGCUUUCUCCGUCAGAUGCAACGCGCUUUCCGACGAGGCAUCCUCACCUUCCUCUGUCUCGUCCUCACCGUCGUCGUCCUCAGAGGAACCAUCGGCGCCGGCAAAUUCGGUACUCCCGAACAAGACCUCAACGAGAUCCAACAAUUCUACUCGCGUGGCCGGCGCGUGGAGCCUCGCCGUGUUCUCGAAGAAGUUCAAUCUUCGGAAUCCACCACCGACAACAGCAACAACUACGCUACUUUUGAUAUUUCGAAGAUCCUCAAAGACGAAGAUGGCGAUGAUGAGAAGCGCGAUCCGAACAUUCCUUAUACGCUUGGACCGAAAAUAUCGGAUUGGGAUGAACAGCGGUCGUCGUGGCUGAGUAAAAACCCUGAUUACCCGAAUUUUAUCGGUCCUAAUAAACCUCGAGUUCUUUUGGUUACUGGUUCUUCGCCGAAACCGUGUGAAAAUCCUGUUGGGGAUCAUUACUUGUUGAAAGCUAUUAAGAAUAAGAUAGAUUAUUGUAGGCUUCAUGGUAUUGAAGUUUUUUACAACAUGGCUUUACUUGAUGCUGAAAUGGCUGGUUUUUGGGCGAAGUUACCUUUGAUUAGGAAGCUUUUGUUGUCUCAUCCUGAAGUUGAGUUUCUCUGGUGGAUGGAUAGUGAUGCUAUGUUUACGGAUAUGGCUUUCGAAGUUCCGUGGGAGCGAUAUAAGGAUCAUAAUUUCGUGAUGCAUGGUUGGAAUGAGAUGAUUUAUGAUGAAAAGAAUUGGAUUGGUUUGAAUACUGGUAGUUUUUUGUUGAGGAAUUGUCAAUGGUCGCUUGAUAUUCUUGAUGCUUGGGCGCCGAUGGGGCCUAAAGGGAAGGUUAGAGAUGAAGCGGGGAAGAUUCUUACUAGGGAAUUGAAGAAUCGGCCGGUUUUUGAAGCCGAUGAUCAAUCGGCUAUGGUUUAUUUGUUGGCGACUGGGAAAGAACAAUGGGGUGGCAAAGUUUACCUUGAGAAUCAUUAUUAUUUGCAUGGUUAUUGGGGGAUUUUGGUGGAUAGAUAUGAGGAGAUGAUUGAGAAUUAUCAUCCUGGUUUUGGUGAUCAUAGGUGGCCACUUGUUACUCAUUUUGUGGGGUGUAAACCAUGUGGGAAAUUUGGUGAUUACCCGGUGGAAAGAUGUUUGAAACAAAUGGAUCGUGCUUAUAAUUUUGGUGAUAAUCAGAUAUUGCAGAUGUAUGGAUUUACUCAUAAAUCACUUGCUAGUAGAAGGGUGAAGAGAGUGAGGAAUGAGAGUAGUAAUCCUAUUGAUGUUAAAGAUGAACUUGGAUUGCUUCAUCCUGCUUUCAAAGCUAUCAAGUUGCCAACUUCUUCUUGA
Molecule: messenger RNA, 1362 nt
Organism: Lathyrus sativus (Indian pea)
Lineage: Eukaryota; Viridiplantae; Streptophyta; Magnoliopsida; Fabales; Fabaceae
Source: the annotation of a GenBank genome assembly